Sporothrix schenckii 1099-18 is the source of this 753-nucleotide messenger RNA. RefSeq lists its product as uncharacterized. NCBI's taxonomy places the organism in Eukaryota, Fungi, Ascomycota, Sordariomycetes, Ophiostomatales, Ophiostomataceae. The transcript has a single exon. The record is from RefSeq and is a predicted model, not a curated record. The coding region runs from base 1 to 753 and encodes 250 amino acids.
AUGAAGAAUGGAAAGAGGGAAGGAAAGGAAGGAGUAAGUCGGGAAGGAGGGAAGGAAAGGGGAAGCCUUGGGGGAUGCAGUUGCAUUAAAAAGGAAGGAGAAGGACAAGGAAGGGAAAGGAAGGAGGCAGGCGACAGGCGAAAAGGGACGACACAGGGACGGGAGUCAGAGAAUCAGCGAUGGUCGGAAACGCCUCACGUGGGCGUUACUGGGGGGGUGGUGGUAGCAAGGCCCGCCGAUGGAGACUUGUCUUCUUUUAAGGCCCUUGCGGCUGGCGGUUUUGAUGAUUACGAUUACGGAACGGGCGCUUUAUGCCCAUGGCGGAAAGAGGCGACCAGGCUGUGUAAUAUUGGCUGGCCUUGCUCGUUUGAAGUGUAUUUUGGGAAGGAGCCGGGAGUCAGGGAGUGUGUUCGAUACGGAAGCCGAAGAUGGCAACAGACAAGCGCAAGGGCGAACAAGGGGAAGAGCAAGGCGCCAAGCGCUCCGUAUUCAAAGUGGAAGGAGGCGGCGCCAAUACUUGGUGUUGACUCGCGCGGACGGCGAUGGGCCAGCAACGACAGCCUGGUGUGGAGGUACGACGUAUGUAGCGCUUGUGUCAUGGACAGCGUGGAAUGGGGCGGACUGCGGUCGAUAUGGGCGCAAGUGGCUGAAAGGGAUGUGGGUAACUUAGCACGACGGGCGGAUACAGAUACGUUGUGCUUUUGCCUGCUUGUGGAGAGGACGCAGGCCAGCCGAGCCAACCAGGGAAGGUAG